Messenger RNA from Homalodisca vitripennis (glassy-winged sharpshooter), 864 nucleotides. Its product is annotated as alkaline phosphatase, tissue-nonspecific isozyme-like. Gene Ontology annotation, molecular function: alkaline phosphatase activity. The record is from RefSeq and is a predicted model, not a curated record. Bases 85 to 864 code for a protein of 259 amino acids. NCBI's taxonomy places the organism in Eukaryota, Metazoa, Arthropoda, Insecta, Hemiptera, Cicadellidae. The transcript has 5 exons. Gene Ontology annotation, biological process: dephosphorylation.
GACUUCUGGUACGGUGAAGCACGAGAGGCAUUACUACGACGUUUACCGGAGGGCAGGCGUCCUCACGCUCGCAACGUGGUACUGAUGGUGGGGGACGGCAUGGGGCUAGCCACCCUCACGGCGGCCAGACUGUUCCGUGGUCAGCGUCAAGGAAAGUUGGGUGAAGACACGGAGUUGGCAUGGGACCGAUUUCCAGCAGUCGCAUUGGCUAAGACAUACAACAUGGAUGCCCAAAUAGGGGAGUCCAGUGCCUGCGCUACAGCGCUUCUAUGUGGGGUCAAGGCGAACUUUGAGACUGUUGGGUUGGAUGCUAGAGGGCGCUUUGAAAAUUGCAAGUCCAGCGUCAACUCUAAAGUAGAGUCCUUGGUGGAUUGGGCACACCGUGAAGGAAAGGCGACUGGUAUUGUGACUAAUACCCGAGUCUCUCACGCAACUCCUGCUGCUCUCUUCGCUCACUCGGCGAGCCGUUACUGGGAGGAUGACAGCAAAGUGCCACCGGGUGCCAGGAAGGUGUGCAAGGACAUCACCCGACAACUGGUCGAGAAUGAGCCGGGCAGAAGUAUCAAUGUUAUCCUGGGAGGUGGUCGGCGUCAUUGGCUACCUAAAGUUACGAGGGACUUGGAGCAAGUAACGGACGAAGGCAGACGUUUGGACGGUCGAAACCUGGUAGAAGACUGGCUCAGAGAUAAGAAGAAAAGAGGGGUGAAGGCUGAGUUCGUCUGGAACAAGCAGCAGCUGGAUAAUAUUUCUAGUGACAUCGAUCAUCUCCUAGUUGCCAGUUUACGUAUGUAUGCUCGUAGGCUGCUGGGUGCUAGCAAGGUACAAGGCAUUGAAGCUAAGGUAGACCCAGUAACAUUAGAGUGA